AUGAAUGAAAUGGCAACGGAUAAGAUUAUAUGUUGUAAUUGCGAAAUUUCAUUGGUACCAGCAAAGUAUUUAUAUAUUCAAUGUGAUAAUUGUCAAAAGAAAGGAGUUGAUGUGAAAUUAUGCGUUUCCUGCUUUCGAAUGGGUGCAGAAUGUGGUCCUCAUAAACGUGGACAUGCGUAUACUGUUGUAGAUCGUAAAGGACCUGCAUUAUUUCAAACAAAAUCUGAUAAACAUUGGGGUUGGAAAGAAGAUUUGGAAUUGAUCAAAGCAGUACAUAAGCAUAAAUUAGGCAAUUGGGAAGAAAUUGCAUCAGAUUUGGAUACUGAUAAAACUGCCGAUGAUGCUAGGAAACGUUUUGAUCAGGUUUUCAUACGUGGUCCUUUUGGUCGAUUUGCAGCAGGUGUUAAUACAGGGCCAUAUGUCGAUAUUCACAAGGUUGAAGAAAUGAGUUCAUCACAUCCUGACUCAGAUAUAGUUGGUCAAGAACAAGCAGCAGAUAGUUCAGAUUGGCAAUAUAUUUCUGAAUUUUUUCGUAACUGGGAUCAAUCUGUAAAUUUUGACGAUCCAAACUGGUUCGACCAGUUUGAAGAACCUUUGAAGAAGUUUAAGAAUGAAUUUUGUACUCCACCUGUACGAAGCUCAACAAAAAAAAGUGAUGAGAAACAAAGUAGUUUUGAAAGAAAUGAUGGACCACAUGUUAUGACUCCACCUCAAAUUUUUCCUCCAAAUAGUUAUCCCGGUCUAAGACCACCUGGUAGGGAGCUAGUCAUCUUCCGAAAGCGUGUUCGAUGGCAGACAGAUGAAGAAGGAAAAAGAAAACGAUUACUUUCUGUGAGUGAUUUUGAUGAAAGCGAUGAUGAAGCAACAACUAACUCAGAAAGCAGUAAUUCAUGUAAUAAGGCUGAGUUAACAACACCCUGUUCAAAAAAGAAGGGCAGUAGUCAUAAUGCUCAUGUUUGUCGCAACUCAUCAGAUACUGAUGAAGGAAGUGAACCGGAACCGGCACAAAAGUAUGAAAAAAAGAAGCCAGUACUACAGUUGAAGCGCGUUGGAAGGAAGAGACGUAAAAAAGACUACAGGGAAAAAUUAUUUCUGAAGGAGACGUAUGAAGGAAAACUUCGGAUUAAAAUAAGUGAAGAUGUGAAGAAGCAGCUGCGCGAUUGUCAUCCGGAACAAUUUUAUGCAAAUGUCCCAUUAUUACCUUUCGGAACAGAAGAACGUCUAAAAUUGAAGGAUAGCGAUCUUCAGUUAUUGGGGUACAUGCCAGAAAGAGACGAUUUUGAGUGGGAAUUUAUGAAUGACGCAGAAAAAUUAAUUAGUCGUUUGAUGCUGCAACCAGGGCCUGAUGCAGAUGAAGACAGUGCUUUUGAAAGUGCUGUAAAAUUAGCGAAGGUGCAAAAAUAUAAUCGAAUCCUGAAGCAGAGAAGAGCAAAAAAAGCAGCUGUCAGAGAAUACGAACUUGUGAAUAAAUUUUUUGAUAAGAUCAAGAAGAUAGAAGAAACUCGUCGAAGUUUGACACACAGUCAGCAGCAUUCUGCUUCGGCACGCCAGUAUGAACUACUUCAUUCGUUUAUGAAGAAAACUUAUCAAGUAAUGAGACAACCGGAGUUAAGCCAGUUACUUGAUGCGAUUACAGAUUAUACGAGUUUGAAUGAAAGAAUUUUGAAUCUGGGAAAUUUUGAAGUGGAUGUAUCAAGGAUCUGA
Molecule: messenger RNA, 1704 nt
Organism: Loa loa (African eye worm)
Lineage: Eukaryota; Metazoa; Nematoda; Chromadorea; Rhabditida; Onchocercidae
Exons: 14
Coding region: 1-1704 (567 amino acids)
Biological process (GO): regulation of transcription by RNA polymerase II; chromatin remodeling
Cellular component (GO): nucleus; SAGA-type complex
Molecular function (GO): chromatin binding; transcription coactivator activity
Source: RefSeq, a predicted model, not a curated record